AUGUCCAAUCGGAAUGAUUCUAGUUAUAGUUCAAUACCUGGUAAAUCAUCAUCGUAUGUAGAAUUACAACCUCAAAAUGGUUCAUCAGAUUCUUUUCGAAGAUUGUCUUUUGAUGAGGGUGGAGGGUUUUUGAGAUCUAAGGUUGAUGAUGAUGAUGAUGAUGAUGAGGGUGAACAUUUUGAAAUUGAUAUUGAUAAUUAUCCUCUUGUCGUUGGGCCUACUGGAAAUCAUGGUUCUGGUGUUCCUGGCGCUGUGUUCAAUUUGACUACUACUAUUAUUGGGGCUGGACUUAUGGCUCUUCCUGCUACCAUGAAAGUUCUUGGAGUUUUUAUGGGGAUUGUGUUGAUUAUUUUGAUGGGGGUUUUGUCGGAAAUUAGUGUCGAAUUGUUGAUUCGUUUUUCUGUUUUGUGUAAAGCCUCGUCUUAUGGUGAGGUUGUUCAACAUGCUAUGGGAAGACCUGCUAGGAUUUUGUCUGAGAUUUGUAUUAUUUUGAAUAAUGCUGGUGUUUUGGUUGUUUAUUUGAUUAUAAUGGGGGAUGUUAUGUCGGGUUCGGUUCAUCAUUUAGGGGUUUUUGAUCAGUUGAUGGGGAACGGGGUUUGGGAUCAGAGGAAGCUUGUGAUUCUUGUUGUUAUGGUGAUUUUUCUAGCGCCGUUGUGUUCCCUUGAUAAGAUUGAUUCGUUGAGCUUGACUUCUGCUGCGUCGGUUGCUCUUGCUGUAAUGUUUGUUGUUGUUGCUUUCGCUGUUGCUUCCAUUAAGCUUGUUGAAGGAAAGAUUGAUGCUCCGAGGAUGCUUCCGGAUCUUAGUUCGAAAAAGGCUAUUUUGGAUUUACUUGUGGUGAUUCCAAUCAUGACGAAUGCGUAUGUUUGUCAUUUUAAUGUGCAGCCGAUUUACAACGAGCUUGAAGGUAGAUCACCGCAGAAGAUGAAUCGUGUAGGAAGGUUCACCACGAUUUUGUGCAUUCUUGUUUAUGCUGCAACGGCAUUAUCUGGUUAUCUGUUAUUUGGGGACGAUACGGAGUCGGAUGUCCUGACUAAUUUUGAUAAGGAUCUGGGAAUCCGGUUUAGUUCGGCCUUGAACUAUAUUGUUAGAGUCGGCUACAUUCUCCAUUUGAUACUUGUCUUUCCUGUUAUUCAUUUCUCACUACGCCAAACAGUGGAUACAUUGAUUUUCAAGGGAUCACCUCCUUUAACAGUAAGUAAGAAGAGAUCGCUAGGGCUGACUUUGGUUCUGUUGAUCCUCAUAUAUAUCGGGUGUACCAUGAUUCCAAACAUUUGGACAGCUUUUAAGUUCACCGGCGCAACGACGGCGGUUUCGCUAGGUUUCAUAUUUCCACCUCUUGUUGCAAUAAGAUUAAGUCAUAAAGGAGAUUUGAGUCAUGUAGAAAUGAUUUUGUCGUGGUUAAUGUUGGUAUUGGCCGUGACUGUUAGCAUCGUAGGAGUCGUCAGCAAUAUAUAUAGCAUUGAGAGUAAGUCUUAG
Vicia faba (fava bean) is the source of this 1476-nucleotide messenger RNA. The record is from the annotation of a GenBank genome assembly. Lineage: Eukaryota; Viridiplantae; Streptophyta; Magnoliopsida; Fabales; Fabaceae.